Messenger RNA from Gryllus bimaculatus (two-spotted cricket), 1071 nucleotides. NCBI's taxonomy places the organism in Eukaryota, Metazoa, Arthropoda, Insecta, Orthoptera, Gryllidae. The record is from the annotation of a GenBank genome assembly.
AUGCUACCAGCGUUUUAUCAGCAAAGCGGUCUUAUCGACCAAAUAUAUCCUCAUCAACAUGACCAAGCGUACGGACUGCAGCGUCUUGUGAGCUGGUUUGCGAUCGCGCUGUCGUCAGCGUCAUAUUUGGUAACGUUCUGCGCCGCGACCGUCCGGAUAUCUGCGCUGGGAAAUCAGAGAAGAGCCACGCCGCUGCUCCCGAAGGGAGAGUGCCUUCCCGCCCCCAGCCGGCCUCGCCGCCCCCCGUGGCAACGUCCCUCGCCACCCGCGCGACGUCCCGCCGUCCCCGCCGCCCCCGGCCGCCGCCCGCCGCCCAAGCCGCCCCCGCCGCCGGACCACAUCUGGCGCGGCAUCUCGCCCUCCCGCCUCCACCGCCGCCAUCGCCAGACCAAUCGCCACCAAUCGCCUGCGCGGUGCACACAGAUCGAGGCGGGACCGCCGCCCUACUUUGGGCUCCCCAUGGCCGCCUCCGCCACCGCUGCCGCUCAGGGAAGCAGGAAAGUUGGAGAGUUCGCUGCUUCUGCGGAUGGUGCCUCCGGAUUGGUUCCGUUGUCUUUAGGUGUAGAUAUCUUUCAUGUUGCAAUCGACUUCUUGGUGAAUGUCGCCUUUGCAGUCAUUAUCGUUGUCACUGUCUUCGUCGUAAUCGUUGUUGUUAUCGUCGUCGUCGUCGUCGUCGUCGUCGUCGUCGUCGUCGUCGUCGUCGUCGUCGUCGUCAAUAUUAAGUCUUAUAAUGCUGGUAUGAUUACAGCUUUGUCUAAUCGUAUUGUUAUUUUAGCUGCUAUGACUAAAAGAGCUCAAAUUUCUUUUUCUUCUUGGCUUCCGGCAGCUAUGGCUGUUCCUACACCUGUUUCUUCCAUGGUUCAUUCAUCAACCUUGGUUACGGCGGGAAUAUAUUUACUUAUUCGUUUUGGAAUGGUUAUUGAAAUGUAUUCGAUGAACGCGCAUCCAUUUUACUGUUUACUUCCUCCCAUGCCAGAGACAGUUCAACACCUCAAGUUGUCUAGCUGCCGCUCUCAAAGCGAGCGUUUUCCUUUGAACGCGCUCUGCUUGAGCGACAAUGGACCGUGGUGA